Messenger RNA from Mesorhabditis belari, 549 nucleotides. The record is from the annotation of a GenBank genome assembly. Lineage: Eukaryota; Metazoa; Nematoda; Chromadorea; Rhabditida; Rhabditidae.
AUGAGUUUCCGAAAUCUCUCCAGAUUUCCGCAUAUUUUAAAGAUUUUAUGUUUGAUCUUUCUUCUUCUUCUCUUGUUUAUUCUAUGGGAAAAUCGACAAUAUCCAUCAACAAAGCUUACCUCAUGGCAGGUUCUCCCGCUUUUAAUCGCAAUUUCGGUGACAAUUUGGGCAAACGAAAGUGUGCAUGAGCCAGAAUGGGCAUAUUUGGAGGUGAUCGCUUGUUCAAUCAUGACCACAAUGUCUUUUCUCAAUUGCAUAUCGAUUUGGCAACUUGAACCAAUCGAUUUUAACACAUAUUUUGCAUAUUCAAUUUCAACACUUCUCACAAUGAUUUGGUUUCUUCAGCUCACUUGUUUCGGAUUUGCGGCAUGCUUUGACUUUUGGGAUUUCGCUAAAGCAGAAAGGGCUAUUGAAGAGGGGAAUAAGAAACCCAUCCGUUCACUAUCUGCUCAAUUCUCUGGUGCGUUCUUUGUGGAAGUUGAAGAAUUGCCCGAUGAAACGUACAGAGAUUAUCGAAAUGAAACACCAUUUGAAGAGAUUGAAGAAAGA